CUCGUCUUUAUUCUCCUUCCUUGAGCCAGCUGUUUUCUUCUUCAUCUCUCUCUCUUUCUUCUCCCUCGUCGAACUCUAUUGCUCCAAAAUUCCUCAAAAUCAUCCUCUACCAAUCGCCGGCAUUGUCUUACCUGCCGAUCCGACUAUCUCAGCAUUCGAAAUCUCCGGCGACAAGCCUGAUCUCGAGUUUUUCGUCCGUGAUUUCGUCGGUGGAAGCUGUGAAAAUGCCGGUGGAGGUGGAGAGAGACCAAGGAGAGGUGUCGGUGAAGGUUGAUAUUGAGAAUGCGACUGAGAAUACACCGGAGAUAGUAGUUCCGACCACGAAAGAGCACGUAGGAAAUGGGAUCAGCCACGGCGGCAGUAAUGGCAACGGAAAUGACAAGGAGGAUACCGAUGGUUCCUACGUUUUCAUAACGGAAAACGAUACCGUAGGAGAUGAUUCUGCUGAGUCUGAUCCACUUAAGCCAUUUGAUGCCAAUGUGGAGAAAGAUCUAGAGGAGGGAGAGAAUCUGAAGGUGGAGGCUAGAGCUACUCCCAAUGAUGUUUUGGGAGUCUCCCAAGAUAGUCAAACCCUGGAAAAGUCUGAAGAAGAAAGGGCAAUUGAUGGGCCAGAGGAAGUCGUUGGGAUCCCAAAGUCAGAAAUUGAGGAUCUUCCUGAAAAAGGUGUCGAACAACAGCAUCCUGUUAAUGGGCAUCUUGAAACUGGGCAUGAUGGUGAAUUGGAAUCUACAGAGGAAGUGGAACAAGGUCAAGAUUCCGAAGUUGGACCCGGGGAUCUGCCAAAGAAUAACGUGGAGGAUCCUGCGCAUCUGCAGGAAAAGCUUGAAGGGAAUAUCGAAUCUGGUAGUAAAACAGAUGUGGAGGGACAUCAAGGGUACAGGAUUGAAGCUCAAGAAAAAUCUGAUCUUGGCGUGGUUGCUUCCGAAGAUCUACAACAUAACGAGGGUGUAGCCAAGCUCCCAGCUGAUUCAGAUGAGGGAAGGGAGUCUGAGUUGGUAAGCGCCAAGGUUUCUCCUAUUGACCCAAAUGAUGUAGACAUGGGUUUAGGACAACCUACGCUAACAGAUCCAGAUGAUACCAUUAAGGGAUCUGAAUCUGUGAAUGAUCCCACUGGAUCAGAAUCGGUCAAUGAUCUGACUGGAUCUGAACCUGAAUCUGUAGCAGUUUUGGAAUCUGUUCCUGUUGAAAACGGUCACCCUCUAUUAGAAUCAGAGUUGGAGAAAAUUGGUGAUGUUCCAUUCACUUCAGAGGCAGAAAAGGUCAAUGCUUCCAAUGAUGAUGUGUUGCCAGACUCUGGAACCGUGGAAGUUUCUGUAUCAGAGGUAAGUAGUGAUGUCCCAGCUGAGUCUCAAACUCUUACUUCCGUCAGCCUGGAUUCCCAAACUUCUGGCAAAGAUGGUGUUGUUGAAAAUGGUGAUAGCAAAGUCGAAUCUGAAGCGAUUCAGGACUUUGAUUUUAUUGAAAACAGCAAGGUGCAAUCUGAAAUUGAAGCAGUUGAUGUCUCCUUGUCUGAUGAGAGUAUGAAUACCCAUCAAGAAUCUCAAGAUGCCAGUGAACCUGCUUGUGAUCAAGAUGGAAAGCAACACAUAGCAUCUGAAGAUGCGCAAUCAGUUAAAGAUAGCACUGAAACCCAUGUUGCACGCGCUAUUGAAGAUAGUGAAAUAAACAGAGAAGUCAAUUGUGGUUCAGAAGUGAAUGUGACGAAGACCACUCCAUUUGAUGUGUGUGAGGAUACACCAUCUGAAGAAGUUUCUGAGAUGGAAGAAUCGGAUAUCAAAGAAAGAUCUGCGAUAAAUACAGAUGAAGAAGUCGAUUCCAAUACUAAGAGCUCUGGCAGCACAAAAUCUCCUCUCGUCAACAAUGAUAUAGUAACGGUAAGCGAAGAGGGUUCUAUAAAGGAAAAAAAUGAGACAAGUGGCGCUACUGCCUCAGUUGCAUCUGAAACCAAGACCGGUGCACAUGGUCCUGAAUCUAAAGUGGUUACAUCUACUGAUACCAUACACACAGGAGCUAAAGACUGCGUGGACAGCCAACCUGCGGAAAACGAAGGAGGAGAUGCUGUUAGAACAGAUGAUAAAGUAGCCUCGACAUGUGAGAUUGGAGAAACUCAGAAAGACCUAGCAUCAGCAUCGUCUGCAGAAGGUUCUGCACUUGAUGCUUCUGAAGGACAAACUGUAGCGGCAGAGAUCGAGAAAAGACCGUUUUACUUUCUGCCUAGAGUUCCAAGAUAUGAUGACGAAAAGUUAGCUGAGCUACUCAAGCAUGCUGAUGCGCAGGUUGAUCAGAAAACACAGAGUCGGGAUGCUCUUAGAGCGGACAUCCAAAAGAUACGCGCAACAUGUAAGGACUAUGAUAUUAGCUACAAGGCCGCCAUGGCAGAAGAAAGAUCUGCAAGAAAGGCAAUGCAUUCAAAACGGCAGGAAAUUGAGGCUCUUCAGUCUGUGAUUAGCCGGGUUAAGAAUGCUGCGUCUGUUGACGAUAUUGAUUUGAGGGUGCAUAAUAUGGAACACAUGAUACAACACGAAACUUUAUCUCUGAGUGAAGAAAAAGGAUUCAUUCGGGAAAUAAAGCAGUUGAAGCAACUCCGUGGUCAGAUAUCUUCGAGUAUGGGUACCAAGGAUGAAGUUAAGCAAGCAUUAGAUGAGAAAGACAAAACAGAAGAGCGUUUGAAGGUGUUGAGGAAGGAACUAGACGUGCUCAGAAGCGAUCUCUCAAAAGCCGAAGCAGUCGCAAAAGCUGCUAAAAAGAAGUGUGAAGAGGAAUGGGAAGUGCUGAGUAAACUGCAAGAACAGUUCAGAGCUGCAGAUGCUGUUCGCCAGGAAGCAUUUGUGCACCUACAGGAUCUGAAGAAACAACAACGAGAAAAGAACAAAUAUUUCUUCAAGUACAGAGAUGAUUCAAGGGCAGCAAAUGAAAUGGCUUUGAAGAAAGACAGAGCAGCCCUCCAAAGCCUUUGUUCUGACCAGGUGGAGAAUUUCAUGAAUAUGUGGAACAACAACGAGGAGUUCCGUAACUACUAUGUAAAAAGCAACACAAGGAGUACCUUCAGAAGACUAGGAACCCUAGAUGGACGAUCUCUUGGCCCUGAUGAGGAACCACCCCGGAUCACUUAUGCCACAAGAACAGACAAACUUAGAACUUCAAGUGACAGAGCAGAUAAACAUGAGACAGCUCCACCAGCUUCAGCACAACAAGAGAAGGUCGUUAAAUAUGAAGGUUCAAAAGCUGAAAACAGUGGAAAGGAUGAUGCAAAACCCGCAGAGCAGAAGAAUCAGACCACUACUAAAUCUAAAAAGGCCGUCAAGCCAGACCAGCCUCCACCAAUUGUCAAGGAAUUGGUUUCUGGAAAAGAGGAGAUAGAGAAAUCAGCAACAAAGAAAGAAGAAGAAGAAGAAGAAGAGCCACCUAAGUUAACCAAAGAGGAAGAGGAGUUGAUUAAGAAAGAAGAGGAGAAGAGAAAACAAAAGGAAGCUGCUAAGAUGAAGGAGCAGCAACGGUUGGAGGAGAUAGCAAAAGCGAAAGAAGCAAUGGAGAGGAAGAAGAAGAGAGAAGAAAAGGCAAAAGCAAGAGCCGCUCUUAAGGCUCAGAAGGAAGCUGAAGAAAGAGAGAAGGAACGAGAAAAGAAAUUAAGGAAGAAGGAGAGAAGAAAAGGGGUUAUUACAUCAGAAGAGACUGCAGAAAACCCAGUUGAGACAUCAGAAACUGUAGUCGAAACUCCAAGGGAGAUUGAAAUCCCAAAGAAACAAACCGCGGAGGAGAGUCAAAAAAUCAAGAAAUCCCACAAACCAUCAUCACAGUUUCUCAAACAAAACAAGUCAAAAUCCGUUCCUCUGCCUUUAAGGAACCGAGGAAGCAAGAGAAAAUUGCGACAAUGGAUGUGGAUCGGACUCAUAGUUGUGGUCAUUCUCGCAUUGUUCCUUCUGGGUAACGCCAAUCUCUCCUUCUCUCCCGCAAAUCUCUGGUUUAUAUGAGACAAAUGGAGUGGCACACUUACACUCACUUUCCCAUUGUGCUUUUUAUAGUAAGUUUUUGGCUCCUCAUCUUAAUUAGUUUGGAUUGUGUUUGGUGUUUUUUUUUCUCUUCUUUUCUUUUCUUAAAGUGGAAGCUCUGAUUCAUUGAUUUCACACGACAGACAUUAGAUUGGUUUUGCUUGGUGGGUAUAUGUGUAAGAAACACGAUUUCUUUUUUUUUUUAAAACCAUAAUAUAUUUAUUAAAGCAAUA
This is a messenger RNA of Eutrema salsugineum, 4222 nucleotides long. RefSeq names its product titin homolog. The coding region runs from base 225 to 3971 and encodes 1248 amino acids. The transcript has 9 exons. NCBI's taxonomy places the organism in Eukaryota, Viridiplantae, Streptophyta, Magnoliopsida, Brassicales, Brassicaceae. The record is from RefSeq and is a predicted model, not a curated record.